UCUCAGUCUACAUGAUAUACCUUUUCAGGCUCUUUAAGGUUUUCUAAUUCUAUGGUGAGAUUUUUAAUUGUGAAAACAAUGGCUCUGAGUCGGUCUACAUGAUAUGGCUUUUCAGGCCCUUUAAGGUUUUCUAAUUCUAUGGUGAGAUUUUUGUGAAAACAAUGGCUCUGAGUCUGACCACAAUAAGACUCUGCUCAUGGCCAUGGCCAUCAAGGGACAGAUUUGCGACAACUUCAGCAGAGAAACACGUAUGGAAGAAGAACAGAGAGGAAAAAGAGAGGAGAAGAAGAAGAAAAGAGGGAUACUGGCAGCAGAAAUUUCAGGGGUUGUUGUCUAUUCCAUCACAAAUCGCAGAGAAACGGGCAUGGGAGGGAUCCUUCUCACAAAUCGCAGACACUCAGGAUUUUAUGUUGAACUUGGAGGAAAGAGAGGAGAGAGAAGGGAAAAGGAAGGUUGCAAGUGACAAUGAAUUGAAUUUCAGGAGCAAAUCAAGCAUGCUGAGGAAAAAUUUAACUAUCUGUGUUGCUUUUCUUUUCUCAAGGUUGAGUGAUUAUAAACUAUUUCUUUUGGUAGACUUGACCUACUUAUUCUAGUAAGGAUAUGCCAUUUGACUUUUCAGUUUAUUGCAAAUUCACUAUGAACAAUCACCAAUUUGUUGGAUCCAAAUCAGAGAAAUCCUUAGUUAAAAGGAACUCAUAAAUAUUUCAUCUUUCAUUUUUAUGCUAGAAACCUAGUCUUCUUAGGUCUUUUCUUUCGUUCUCCCAGAUAAGAUAAGAUGUCAAAUCUGGCAUCUAUGUUGAAAAUCUCAUAGAAGAGUAUAUGUGUACAAUGAAGGAUGUGACUUGAGGCUUGAUAAAGGCUUUCUAUUUUGUUAUGCUUCUUCUACUGUAAGCAUAGCAUGGAUACAUAUUGUGUUUUGGCAUUUGUGACUUUACUGAGUGAGUAUUCACAGAGAACUGUUUUUAGUAGUGUUUUUUUCUUUUUUUUUGAGAAUUGUUUUUAGUAGUGUGUUUAGAGACCUAUUAUUAACCUUUUGUUGAGAAUGAAACAAUUGAAUCAUCAUACAAACUUGCAUUGCAAAUAAAAUCAAAUAAUUUCAUUUUGUUAGGGUUUUUUUUUUUUUUUUUGUUGGGAUGAAUUUGGAUACUGAUACUUGAUUCUAAGCUAGUAGUUUUUAUUAGAUAAAUCAAGUUCAUUUUAGUGGAAAACAUCUUAAAGGGUUGUGACUGUGUGGCUAGCUUACUAAGGCCUGGUGAAUCCUUAGGUGCUGAGACAAAUUUCUUGGCCUGAUUACUAUGAACUCUUUUUUUUGUUUUGGUUUUAUGAAAUAUUUGGAUUUAUGUUUGUUUUCUUUAUUGAAAUGCAUUAUUCAUCCCAAAAAAAAAAGUUACACCCAAUAAGAGAGGAUGGAUAUUAGGUGCUUAUUUAAGCAUAUUUCCUAGUCGUGGGCUUUGUUUUCUAUCAUAUUAUUCUUCCUACAUCCCUCAUGUAGUUGAUGAUGAAGAGUAUUGAGGAGUCUCUAAUCUUUAUAAAACAAAAUGAGGGGUCAAUAAUAAAGAAUAUAAAUAAUAAAGAAUAUAGUGAGUUUUACUUAGAAAAAUAUUUAAUUAAUUCUUUAGUUGGAAUAUACCAUAAGGGCUGAUUAAUCAAAUUUAUAAAGGGCCUAUUGAGAUCCUUGGGUGAGUCUAUUGUCAUCUUACUAUAUAUAAAAGGAGAGUUUUGCCUCUGGCAGUAGAAAGGACAAACGAUAGGUUGAAAUCAAUUGUUUUUGUCUGGAGAGAGAGUUUGGGCUUUUUUGUCUCUUUUAUUUUUUUCCUAUUGUUAUCUAU
Molecule: messenger RNA, 1829 nt
Organism: Quercus lobata
Lineage: Eukaryota; Viridiplantae; Streptophyta; Magnoliopsida; Fagales; Fagaceae
Exons: 4
Coding region: 162-593 (143 amino acids)
Source: RefSeq, a predicted model, not a curated record